Capsicum annuum is the source of this 2828-nucleotide messenger RNA. Its product is annotated as glutamyl-tRNA(Gln) amidotransferase subunit A. The record is from RefSeq and is a predicted model, not a curated record. The coding region runs from base 737 to 2584 and encodes 615 amino acids. Gene Ontology annotation, molecular function: catalytic activity. NCBI's taxonomy places the organism in Eukaryota, Viridiplantae, Streptophyta, Magnoliopsida, Solanales, Solanaceae. The transcript has 12 exons.
UAAACUCAAUUUCAAUCUAUUAUCAAAGUAAUAAUCUCUUAACUCCACAAGUUUCAAAAAAAUUGAUUUUUUUCUUAAAAUACGGUGCCGAAUCAAAUUGAAAUAGAGCAAGACAAAGAAAUUGAAGUGAGAGGAAGUAUAUUAUUGAUGAAGUAGACUGUGUCGAAUCAAAUGGAGUUCAUUGAUAGGAAAAAUUUUCCACAAGCUGCAAGGUUGUUUUCGAGGGGAAGAAUAAGAAGAAGUGCAGAGAAAGUUGCGUGAAGUGUAACUUAUUCCUAUCUAUCCUAUAUUUUGCAAUUGGGAAUAUAUACAAAGAUCACUAUUUAAUGGAAAGUCCGCAUAUAUUUAUAUCUUUGUGUUCCGACUCUUCCUAUAAUGCCAUAUGCAUUGUGGAAGUUUAGUGCCCAAUUGUUUUUUUGUUUACUGUUAAAUGGUAAUGCAAUUGCUCCUAACAAGUUGAACUAGCUAACAAAUGAACCUAAAGUCAGUUAGAUUGGUACCAAAUGAAAUGCAAGCCCAAAAUGUUACUAAAUCAGUGGAAGUAUUUUUGUCGUAAUCAAGUCAACGGGACAACGACUCAGAUAGUCAAUGUUUGUUAUUAUUAAAUCAAUAAAUUUGGGAAUAUCACUUUAUAUGAAGGUCUAUAAUUUUUGGCUUCAAUCGGAAGGCAUUGAUCCAGAUUUUUUUUUUUUUUUUUUUUACGUACUACAAAGGGUUGCCGGAAAUCUAGCCCCCCAUGGCUUACAGCACGGCGUAUUUCCCAAUUCCGGCAUGUUCAGUUCGUUGGUUGAUGAUGUUGGUGAUUGUAUUUACUUUGUUGCUAAAUAGCAAUUCUGUUUCUUCAUAUUCACCAGCAGCAUAUGGGGAUUUUACCUGCCGCAAUUUAACAGAUAUGGAAAGAGGGAAGUUGGAUCCUAAAAGCAACGGGGUAUGCUCGGAAGAGGCCAAACCUCUUCCAGUUUGUGAAUGUGGAUUCAAAAUGUUGGACUCUUCCUUCUUGAGUAAGAAGAAGAUGCAUGAAAUUGAAAAGGGAGCAAACGACUUUAACAUACCUAUAAUCAGAUCAAACCAAAAGUUAGUUGCCACUACUGACGGAGGUCUACAUAACCCUUCUUGUUUAGUCUUCAAUUCUGCAUGGAAGGUCCAACAACUAGAACAUGAACCAAACAAAAAGCUCAAUUAUCCAUCACCUGCUAAUAUUCAAAGACCGAAUAGUGAUGAGGACAUCGCAUUCAUGAGUAUUCUUGAACUUGGGCAGCUUCUCAAGGCAAAUCUAAUCACAUCCGUGGAGCUGACUGAAAUUUUCUUGAAGAGAAUCAAGAGGUAUGGUCCUGUCCUUGAAUCUGUCGUUACAGAUACUGAAGAAUUAGCAUACCAACAAGCAAAAGAGGCUGAUCAACUGCUUGCUGAUGGCAAAUAUUUGGGUCCUCUUCAUGGAAUUCCUUAUGGUCUAAAGGAUAUCAUAUCAGUACCUAACUAUACCACAACAUGGGGUUCAACAUCUUUUAGAGACCAAGUUCUCGAUAUUGAAGCUUGGGUUUAUAAGAGGCUGAAAUCUGCUGGGGCAGUUCUUGUUGCAAAGUUAGUUACUGGUUCUUUAGCAUAUGAUGACGUCUGGUUUGGUGGUAGAACAAGAAACCCAUGGAAUAUCGAGGAAUACUCUACGGGAUCAUCAGCAGGGCCUGCGUCUUGCACCUCAGCAGGUUUGGUUCCAUUUGCAAUCGGUUCAGAAACUUCCGGCUCUAUUACCUAUCCAGCUUCUCGCUGUGGCGUGACGGCACUGCGGCCCACUUUUGGAGCUGUUGGUCGAACAGGUGUUAUGAGCAUAGCUGAAAGCUUGGAUAAAUUAGGCCCUUUUUGUAGAAAUUCUGUGGAUUGUGUGAUUGUUCUGGAUGCCAUUUGGGGGAAGGACCCAGAUGAUGUUUCAUCCAGAGACAUUCCCUUUAGAGAUCCUUCUUCAGUUGAUAUCACAAAGCUCACUGUUGGAUAUCUUGAGGAUGCUGAGAUGGAAGUUGUUCAGGUACUUCAAUCAAAAGGAGUGAAUAUGGUCCCGUUUAACCUGAGUUACACUGUUGAUUCUGUCCAAGGUAUCCUCAAUUUCACAAUGGAUGUAGAGAUGCUGGCUCACUUCGACAAAUGGCAGCGCUCGAAUCUGGAUGAUGAAUAUGAAGCCCAAGAUCAAUGGCCUAUUGAACUUCGCCGAGCACGUGCCAUAUCUGCCGUUGACUAUUUUCAGGCACAAAGAGCUAGAGGUAUAUUGAUUCAACAAGUGAGAGAAAGUUUCAAAGUUGAUGCAUUUAUUGGAAAUGCAACUGACUGGGAGAAAGUUUGUCUUGGCAAUCUUGUGGGUAUUCCAGUAGUAGUGGUUCCAACAGGAUUCAAAAAGAUAUCUGAUGCACCAUCAAAUGAUACACGCAGGAGAACAACAAUAACUACAGGCAUAUAUGCUCCUCCAGAUCAUGAUCAUGUCGCGUUAGCUUUAGCAAUGGCUUAUCAAUCAGUCACCGAUCAUCAUAAGCAGCGGCCACCAAUUGAUGACCUUGGGCCAAAUGAUUCGAUUUCAGACUCAUCAAAAUCCCUUUAAUGGGGUUGAAGGUUGUUGAUGCUCUUGAGUGGAUAUGAACCUCCAUGUGCUUUAACUUGGUGUGAUUCAGAUUUCAGACCAACGGUUGUAAAUGUUAAAAAUAUCUAAAGUAUGAACCGCAGUUUUCUGUUUGUGCCACGAGGAAGAGAAAAUUCUGUCUACGUCUUUUUACAUUUGAUAUGUAAAUGAUUUUUACUUUGUAUUUUGUGGAUUAUUUAUCCAAGGUCAGUAUCACUUCUGCUUA